CAUCUACCAGGAAGUACAAUAUAGGGAGGCUGUAAGUGGAACACGGACUAUGAAACAUGACAUCUCGAGUCAUAAUAAUGUGUUUGUUUCAUCUUAGUAUGAUCAAUGGCGUGGCAGCAUGUGGGGGAAUUUCAGCUUUGAAAGGUGAGUUGUAGAGAUGUGUAAAGGAGGCGCAGCCACAGACCGUCAGUUCUACCUACACGGGUCUCCAGCAGGCGGUGUACAGCGAUGUGACUGUUACCUGACUAUCGCGGGUGUUGCAACGACAGUGUAUUUUACUCCAGUCAGCGUGACUAACACUUCAACAACCUGUGGAGGUAAACUGACACUACAGGAUGGCUCAAGGAGAGACUGUGGAUGGACGUCCACGACACAAUAUGUUAUGUAUCCAGGCACCAGUGUGGUCUCCUUUGCCUACAACGCUCCAGAUAUCAGGUUUUGUGUGGAGGUAAAGGUAACCGCAGCAGCGGCCAGCGUAAAUAUAGAAUGCCCUCUUUCUACAACGACAACGACGACACUAACUCCAUCAACUACAACGCCACCGCAAACGACAACCGUUAAUGUCAUUUCCUCAUCAAUAUCGACUACUACAGCAUCACUCGCAACAUCACCACUUCAUGUCUUUACUUCAUCUUCCACAUCGACACCUAGUUCAACUAAACCUUUGUCUACUUCGACAUAUACUACUGUGUUGGCGUCUACCACAGGGUCGACAACAGUGUUAUCGUCAGAAAACCGAUCAUCCUCACCCGUCACAAACACUCAAUCUGGUACUGAUGACAGUAAACCUGAAGGCACAACAGUGGAACACACGUCUUUCCCCGGUUUGUUAAUCGCCGGAUGGGUGAUAGCGGCGGUCGUUGUUUCUGUCAAUGUCGUGGUGGUUGUUUUGCUGAUAAGAAAACAAAGGCAGUCCAAGUAUGAAUCAAGAGCUACUUGCCAACAGUCUGUGUCAACACAGACAGAUGGUGGCUCUAUCUACGAAAUGCUGGACCAGAACAAUGUGACAAAACCUGAUACACUGUACGAGAGAAUUGAAACACAGUCUGCAGCACCUGGUGUGAAGGAUUACUACAACAUUGAGAUGGGUGAUUAUUGUAACCCUUAGUUUAUCCAUUUGUGGACAUAUAUUUGGAUUCCUUUCUGAUUAGGAGAA
Messenger RNA from Haliotis rubra (blacklip abalone), 1156 nucleotides. Its product is annotated as integumentary mucin C.1-like. The record is from RefSeq and is a predicted model, not a curated record. The transcript has 6 exons. Lineage: Eukaryota; Metazoa; Mollusca; Gastropoda; Lepetellida; Haliotidae. The coding region runs from base 158 to 1108 and encodes 316 amino acids.